UGGCGCCUCGGAGAAGAGGUGGUGCCUGACAGUUUGGACUAUUGAUAAAAUAUUACGUUUGAAUAAAUGUAGAGCAUUGCCGUUGAAGCGUAUUUAUCUAAACAUGAUUGUUCAAGAAAGCUAGUUAGCUAGCUAAGCUAAAAAGGAUGGGGAACCGUCAUGGAUUUGUGUUGUUGCUGGCGACUGGAAUUCUUCUGUCGGCAUUAUUUCUGGCCGAAGGUGCUCCGCUUCCGUAUUCUGACACAACAGGGGAGACUGCAGGGGGCCAGGCGUCUGUCUCUCUACACCUCUCUGUGGUUGUGUCGCUGACUGCCCUGGUGGCCUUGGUGGCCCUGCUGGUGAACUGUGUGACCUGCUGUAAGGAGCAGGAGGUCAAUUUCAAGGAGUUUGAGGACAAUUUUGAGGAUGAGAUUGACUUCACCCCUCCAGCUGAAGACACCCCCUCUAUGCAGUCCCCUGCUGAGGUGUACACCCUGGCAGUGCCCCCCGUGGCCCUGCCCGGACCGCCCCACCUGGAGACACCCCCCCGCAUCUCAGAGGGAUCCACUGGCUCUCAGGUGGUCCGUCACAGUCUCAGCUACAUCCAGGAGAUUGGAAACGGCUGGUUUGGCAAGGUCCUCCUCAGUGAGAUCUACACAGACCCUGGUGGGGCCAGGGUGGUGGUCAAGGAGCUGAAGGCUAACGCAAGUGCCACGGAGCAGAAUGACUUCCUGCAGCACGGAGACCCUUACAGAGUUCUGGUGCACCCUAACAUCCUGCAGUGUCUGGGCCAGUGUGUGGAGGCGAUCCCCUUCCUGCUGGUCUUUGAGUACUGCGAGCUGGGGGACCUCCGGAGCUACCUGUCUCAACAGGAUUGGAUGUUCCGAAAUGCUGAGCUGCUGCAGCUGCAGAAGAUGGCCUGUGAAAUCGCUGCUGGCGUCACCCACCUCCACAAACACAACUUCCUGCACAGUGACUUAGCCCUGAGGAACUGCUUUCUGACCACAGACCUGACCGUCAAAGUGGGAGACUAUGGCAUCGGCCCCUACAGAUACAAGGAGGAUUACAUCAUCACGGAGGACGACGAGUCGGCGCCCCUGCGCUGGAUGGCCCCGGAGCUGGUGGGCGAGCGCCAUGGGGGCGUGAUCACCCUGGACCAGACCAAGUCUGGCAAUGUGUGGGCCCUGGGGGUGACUCUGUGGGAGCUGUUUGAGAAUGCAGCCCAGCCCUACCCACACCUGUCUGACCGCGAGGUCCUGAACCACGUCAUCAGAGAACAGCAGAUCAAACUGUUUAAACCACAGCUGGAGCUGCCCUACUCCGACAGAUGGUAUGAGGUGUUACAGUUCUGCUGGCUGGCUCCAGACAAGCGGGCCACGGCCGAGGAGGUCCACCGGCUGCUCACCUACCUGCGUAUGCAGGGCCAGAAGGAUGUGGAGGACGACUUCCAGCAGCGCUGGGACUCCCUCAAGCCCAACCCUGUCACGCGCCAGACCACCGUCAGCCACUCCUCCUACCCCAUUCUGGAGCAGUUUGCAGACGACGCACUGCGGGCCGAGGUGGACGAGAUGCUCACCGUCACUGAGACCAGCCGCGGCCUGAGCUUUGAGUACGUGUGGGAAGCGGCCAAGCACGACCAUUACGACAGCAGCAGCGGCCAUGGCCGCUCGGCCAUGGACACCAAGCUCAACUACCACAGCAUGUUCUUCCCAGUACCCAGUGAGGACAUUCAGGCCCACUUCCCAGACCCCGUAGCCCCCAGGACGGGGGGCACCGACAGCAGGAACACCCAUUCGGCAAUCCCUGGGAUCCUUCCCGUGUUUGACGCUCACAAACCAGCCAAUGGGAACGAGUACUACAUCCAGUUGGAGGAGCAGGGGGAAAGCACCGUGGAGGCAAAGGAGAACAGGGGUCCAGAGGUAAACACAGUGUCUGACAGGCAGCAAUUUAUCACCCUCCAAGAUGUCCGCUUGGACGAGUCCAGCACCGACGCAGACUUCUUCCACCGCAGCAUAGACUCCAAGGACUCGUACCUCCAGGACAGCCACAUCUGGUCUUCCAGUGAGCAUGACAGCCCCUACCACACCAACAUCUUCAGCGAGGGAGACUCCAGACAGGACUCCCAUUCCUGGAACAGGGGCUUCAUGGAGCUUCCAGAGCUCAACGGAAAUGGUCUCCAAAGAGGGGAGUCUGUAGAGGGGCAGGCCCAGGGAACAGAAAAGAGCUUUGGGAAUUCUUUUUUAGGGGAGCGCCAAUCAGAGGUCAUCCUCCAGGACUCUUUAGAGGAGCGGGAGGAGGAGGAGGAGGGGGAGGGAACCCCGGAUGUGAUGAGGCUUCUGAACACUGAGAAACUAGCGGACAACUUCAUGUUCCUCAAAGAGAAGAGCCUGAUGAAGGAGGGCUCUGGUUUAUCAGGGAAAAGUAGUGGGAGUCUACAACCGGACUUCCUCAAACCUGGUCUGACCCAUGUUCCAGAGCACAGCUUCAGAAUGAACUCUUGGGAUGAUGAUGAUGAUGAGACCAUAGAUGGCUUAAAUGUAGCAGAGAUCCCCAUAAAACCUGUAGAGAGCAACAUGUCCCCAGCAGAAGAGGAACUUUUUGACUUUAUGAGUCCCAGUUUUGUGGAUUUCCUGCAACCGCUAGCAGACCCUAAAACACUGGUGCCUUCAAAUACACUGGUAACAGAGGACAUCUGUAGCAACCAGCUGCCAGUUAGAAAUAGCUCUUCCAGCGAAGACUUUGGUCUGCUGCAGCAGUCCUCUGAUAUGGGGAUGGACACUGCUUUUGACUCUACCUCUGAGAGGGCCGAGGUCCCUGUCAUUAGUCCAGCAAAUAUCCGCCAGUCUCUCACACACCUCUCUGAAAGUGCCACUACAGACCCCCUGUGCAUGGAUGCCAAAAACCCCAGCCUUGAAGACCGCCUCGGAGCCCCAGAGGAUGACUGUGUUGAAUCCAUAGGAAUCAAAGAGCCGACAGACGACCUGCUAAGCCAUGGCUCUCCCCCAGCCUAUGUCAGUGAGAUUGCUGUUGACAAUGGCCUGACCAGCGAAGGCCUGACCAGUGAUGAUCUGCUGAGCGACCUGGUUGAAGAUGAUACAGAGGCAGAAAUGGACACCGUCCUCUCUGAGCAUGAACAUGACGACGACGGAACUUUUGAGGUGGAAGAAGCGUCUCACGAUAGGUCCUUUCUGCUGGUCUCCGGUCCUUCCAUGGACCAGAUCAGCCAGGACAGCCUACUGGAGGACAGCAUCUCCACCACUCUGCCCACUGUGGAGAACUCAGCCGAGACGCCAGACUCUCUGGACUCCCUGGACAUCAGCCACAGGCUGGAGGGGUCGGUCGAAGAACUAAACACCCCGGCAGCACCUCACAAGCUCCAGCCCCCGUACAAAACAGCCGACAGCGGCUACGAGACGGAGAACCUGGAGUCUCCAGAGUGGAACUCUCAGCCCAUCAUCAAAGACCACUUCUCAGAGGAAAACGGUCUGAGUUUGGCCGAAGAAGAAGAAGAAGAAGAAGAGGAGGAGGAGCCAGCAGCUGCUACCACGCUAGUUCCCCCUGAAAUCAUUGUCUCGGAGGUGGAGAGUGUGAUGGAUGCUCAGGAUGGUGAGGACCAACAGGCAGAGCCCAUCGCACCUGGCGAGGAACCUUUCAUGGGAGGCAACUACAGAGACUCUGCUUACUUCUCCGACAACGAUUCCGAGCCUGAGAAGAAGUCUGAAGAAGCCAACUCGCCAACUGGGGACGUCAGUGGCAGUGUUUCUGGAGGUCCAUUUGUUCUUCCUGAAGUCACAGAGGAGGAACAUGUAGGGUCUUCUGCUGGGUCACAGUCUGCCAUUGCUCGAGAAGCUCUGGUUGAUGUUGGAGUGGAGAAGACCAAGCCUCAGCCCUUGGAAGGGACCAGUCUCCCUAUGCUGGUCCUCACCACAGAGGAGGACUGGGAGAAGACUUCACCUGUGUCCAUCGACGGCAGUGUGGACGAGACCAGGACACUGGAGUUAUUCCCCGACUUCAGGACUUCUAGUCACUCCGUGUCCAACGGAACAUCCACAGAGGACCUGGAAAAGCCUCCAUUGCCUGCUGUUGCUACCUCAGCAAAACCCUUUCCUGAGAACAUACCAGUCCACGCUAAGCUAACCAGGACCUACGCCAGCGAGAUCACCCCCAAGCUCAAGGAGCCCGACAUGGAGGGGAGGUACCUGGGCAGGCGGGACGGCUCCGAUGGGGACGGGCAGGAGGACGGAGGGGAGGCGGACGAAGAGGACGAUAACAGCGACGACUCGGAUGAUGACAUGCGGGCGUACCGGUUGCACAGCUCCAGCGAGGACAGCGAGGACGACACGGUGCACCCGGUGCCUGUUAUAGUCUCGGACGACAGUAGAGCACGGAACCUCAAGAGCCUGCUGAAGCCCACAUCGCUGAAUGUCACCCCCAGCGCCAAACCCUCCAUGCAAUCAGGAGGCAGCGAUGCAGACAGUGCCAGUAGAGCUGUGUCGUUCUUCGACGAUGUCACGGUUUUCCUUUUCGACCAGGAGACCCCCACCAAGGAGCUGGGAGACCAUUCGUCAGGUUCCAACAGCCAGGUGUCCGAGUUCAGCAGCCUUGUGCCCUCGGCCAGCUACCUGAAUAGGUUCACCAACUCUACAGAGAGCUCCACAGAUGAAGAAGGCGGUGGGUUUGAGUGGGAUGACGACUUCUCGUCCCCAGAGCCCUCUGCGUUCCUCUCCAAGGCAGCUACGGACCUGGCCGUGUCUAAGACCAUGUCCCCUUCGUCUACGGCCUCGCACUACUUCUCCCCUCCCCCUCCCGGGGGCCGCGCCCCGGAGCCCAGCUGGAGUAGCUCUAACUCCAACUACUCCCGCUUCUCCAUCUCCCCGGCCAGCAUCGCCAGCUUCUCCCUCACACACCUCACUGACUCGGACACCGAACAAGGAGGAAGCAGUGAAGAAGGAGAGAAAGACUAAGGUGCACGUGGAAGGGACAGUUUCCCCCCACUUCUCUGAGGGGAAUGGACCCAGAGCCUCGCACGACGUCAGGUGAAUGAAGGAGAGCUCCACAUACAGACUAAAGACAGACGGACGGAUGACACAGUGUUAUGAAGGCUGUGGAUGCUUCUCUUCUCAGGCAGAACUGCUCCUCCCCAAGAGGUGUCCAUGAAGAGAACUAGAAACAGACUGAGCCGACAGCCAACAACCCCCUCAACCAAAUCCCCUUCCUUCCACCGAAAGCCUCUUAGCAAAUAUGACAGACGAACAGUCGAGGCCCAGUCAGGUCUCUGAGCCAUGUUCUCUCCUUCUGCUUUUUCCCUCUUACCCCCUCCAUCAGUGUGUGGUGUCCCCAUCAGUGCAAUUCAGCAGGAAGAACAGACAACAAAAUGGACCUAACUUUUUCUGUUUGCUUUAAGACUUGUUGAGCGCAUUCCAAGUGUUUGGUUAAUGUCCUCAUUUCCUGAGGGGAUUCUGUUUCACCCAAAAAAUACACUUUUAUUUUGAAGACCUAAAUCAUUGAUUGAACCACAAACUACAAUUGAACCACAGCCCCACUGGCUGCUGGGGCAUCUUGUGUCUGCAAUCAAAUAGGAAUAAUAAGCUCUUUGCAUCAGGCUGACUAAAACACCAAGGCCCUUGGGUGCAACACUGCUCAGUAACAUUGUUCAGUAGCUCCUUUGCUACAUUGUGCGAUUAUUACAGGAGUUGCCUUUUGGAAACUAUUUAUUUAUUGCCAGGUCUACUCAUGAAGUGUGUAUGCUUCAACAGGAGAUGAUCAAGAGUGGGAGAGGUAUAUUAGGAAUUUAAGGAACCAAGUUUUGGUGAUUGACUCAUUCACCGUCCACACAUCCCAUCUGUAUAAUUGGUGUCACUUUCUCAGUCAUCUGUUCUAGUGAGAACCAUAGAAUAAGAAUGUGUUCUACGGUGAGAAUGGCUUAGUGUUAUGGAACAGGAGAGGUCUGACAAAGCCUUACAGUUCAGAUUCAUAUGAAGGAAGUUCACUUCAAUUCAGUUGAACACCAUCAGUAGAAGUUUGGAUAAGGUAACAUUGUCACAAGCCAUGGUUUGAAUUAACAGUAUGUGACUUCAAGGUUUGUCCAGUUUCUUCACCAAUCAAUGGGUCUUAUCACAGUGCCUAUUUCAUAUUGAUUACACUGUAUACACAAAUAUCCUCUCCCCUUUCACUGGAGGAAUCACAUGAUUAAGGAGUCAAUACAUUUUGUCCUGACACACAAGCCUAGUGACUCUGUGAGUUUGCAUCAGGAGACAUAGGAGUGAAACAUCGUAAUGUAAUACGAAUUGUCGAGGUGUUUUGUGAAACAAAUGUGCAAUGAGUAUCUUUUGAUGAGAUGAGGUUUUGGGGUAUGAGUUUAAUAGGAGGAGCCAGUUGGGAUGUGGCAGCGUCCCAAACGGCACCAUAAAGGGAAUAGGGUGCUAUUUGGGACGCAGAUCAUUUCUCUGGUACUGUGCAGGAUCUUACAGCAACUCAACCCCUAGUUGUCAUUGGACUGACUACCAAGACAGACAUGCCUGUUCUUUGUUUUGUUUGGUUUACUAUGUCAAACCAAUUCUACACUCAUACUGAGUUUUAUUUUCUGCACGAGUUAUUCUCCUUAACUACUGCAUGUGACACAGCCGAGGUAAAGAUUACCUUAAGGAUUGUGGACAUUGCCAUAGCAACCCGGCUGUUAUGCGCCACUCAACGGACUGUCUCCAGUAUGAUUUGUUUUGGUGUGCAGCAGGGUUGGGGUCUGUAUCACCACCAUCAAUGAUGUAUAGAAACAUAAUAUUAUGAUUCAGCUGGAGCAGCAAGGCCAGCUUUUCAUGGUCUUUCUGUUCCUGUAGUUCAAACAGUUCUUCCAGACUCAAUGGGUUCAACACAGAUAAUUAUAUAUAGCUCUUGGUUUAGUGACUUGUCAAGGUUUCCUGUCAUUGGUGACGUCAUUUGAACAUGUCUUCAGAUACGUAGUGGAUAGAAACUCUCUCCUCACCUGCAGUAUUCCAGACAAGGUUAACCUCUUUACUACCAGCAGCCUGUGCGUUCUUUCAGUUACACUUGAAAUUUAUUUUAUUUAAGGAAAUCCUGAUGUUUUAUUCUACAGUAUAUACAUUUGCUUAAUCUUGCACAUUUUAGAAGGCUAACUUAAUGUUGAACUGUACUGAUGUAUAUAAAUGUUUAAUUUUGUCUGUACAUGGGGAAUGAUGUAAUCAAGUCCUAGGUUUGAGGUUUCAUUUUGUAAUUUAAAGCAGCGUUUAAAAAGAGCAACAUAUCACGGUAAAAAACAAAAUGACGAACGGUUUAAUUAAAGGUGCUACACAAGAUUAGUUGAACUUUUUUCAUUUUAAUUUCAGAAAAUGUCCAUAUCUGCAGUAACAGUUGAAUGAUAGUUUCACAGUAUUACCUACCCCGCUAGUGUUGUGAUUGGCUGUGAUAUCCUACUAUUGAUUUCUCCCGCCAGAGCGGCAUCGGUUGUCAAAAUGGGAAAGCUGUUCUGAUUGUGGCUGUACCAUCUAGUGGAAAUCGCUAAUUUCCUGGUUGCUAACAUUUUAUUCGGUUCGAAAACAAGCACUGAAUAGUGUAGAGAAUCAUUGUACCAUCUAAAUUGCUGUGAAAUAUAUUUUCAUUAACCAAAACUAGUUUUUACAGCUGUUUAAAGCUGGUGGACCAAAAUCAAAAGUUGGUUUUGGUCCACCAGUUUCAAAAACAGCUGUAAAAUAUUUUUUGAAAAUAUUUCAGAGAUUUAGAUGGUACAAUGAUUCUCUACACUAUUCAGUGCUUGUUCUCACAUACUCUGAAAUUGAGCGAAGUGUAGAAUUUUAGCAACCAGGAAAUUACAGCCACAGUCAGAACCAAUCAAUAGGAGAAUAUGACAACACUGGCAGGUAAGUAAUACUAUUCCACUAUUAGCACCAGAUAUUAUGGACAUUUCCUGAAAUUACAAUGUAAAAAUGCCAAAAAAUCCUAUUGUGUAGCACCUUUAAAGACAAACAGAUAGGAAAAUCCAUUCUGUCCUUUAAACUUGUAAAUUUUACAAAUUGUAAUAUUUUUACUUCAUAUUGAUGAUGAUCAUGCUUAGUGUAUUUGAAUGAAAUGUUUAUAAUUACACUGUUUAAUAUGGAAAUAAAUGCAAAUUUCCUUCAA
Molecule: messenger RNA, 8109 nt
Organism: Coregonus clupeaformis (lake whitefish)
Lineage: Eukaryota; Metazoa; Chordata; Actinopteri; Salmoniformes; Salmonidae
Product: serine/threonine-protein kinase LMTK2
Exons: 15
Coding region: 147-4943 (1598 amino acids)
Biological process (GO): protein phosphorylation
Molecular function (GO): ATP binding; protein kinase activity
Source: RefSeq, a predicted model, not a curated record